GGUGGGUGACUGGAAGGAGAGAAAAGGCGACUGUGUGAACCAGAACAGUUUUAGAGAGAGGUAUUAACCGCCCCAUUCUACCACCUACCACCUCCCCUUUCCAAAUCAGCUAGCUAAUUAAGUAAAGACGGAGAGGAACAGAUAGUGAGAGUAAAUGAUUGACUGCCUGACAGACGGAUUGAAAGUAACAGUUCAUAUGUGCGAGCCUGUUCCCUGCAAAAAAUAAAAGUUGACAACGCGACGGUUACGUGGAUUUAGAGUUGCGUAUGCUUUUAUUUUGUUCUCAAGGGCAAAGAACACGUGAAAAGGGACAAAAUGCAUGAAGAACCCGUCUCCAAAUAUUUUUAUUCGUCGGGUCUUGAAAUGUGAUAAUGCCAACCUGUACUUUGAUAAGGGUCAAGUUUUUUUUAUAUUAAAAGAAGAAGAACUGGAUGCUGAAUAUAUGACGGUGCUCCAACGUAAGGCAAGAAUAAACGGUUUAAAUUGCCGUCCUAUCAUUAAAUGUGUUACCCGGAGAGGAUUCAAAGCCGGAACCGGUCUAUUGGAGAAAGAGAAAAUGUACAGUUUCAAGCAUUUUUGAGGAUAAGCUACAACAUUCCGAACUAUUCCCACGGAUUUUGAAUGGACCUAUAUUGACAAAAUACACAUCGUACUCCCGCUGUCUGUUCAAGGACCUUUGACGCUUUCUCGGUCAUUUUUAUGCAGAGCUAGCGAGCUAACAUUCGCUUCUGUUAAAAUCUGGUUCAUAUAGACCCCGAACUGUUUUUUUUUUCUUAGCUAGCUAAGUGGAAAUAGACUACAGUAGAACAGCUUGUAUGAUACUGCUAUAUAUAGUCCUUAUAACCCUUUAGACUUAAGUCUGUGCUUACAUUUUGUUACAUUAGGCUUUUUAAAAUGCUCAAUUAAUGCAAUAAGCAAUGUGCUUGAGCCCGCUUAGCUGAACUCGUGGGCGAAUUUAGUGUAAUUUGGAUAGACUUCAGUAUUAAUAUCAUUUUAGGGUGCGUGUGCGAUGUGGAAUGACAGGAGCUGUGGUCGCACUGUGUGGUUUCGAAAUUUUGUCCUGUACCUCGGUUUCGGCUAAUCCACACCGGCGAUGGAUAUUAUGGACUUAAACAUAUGAAAUUUUUGUUAAUAAACACAAAGAAGGGGGAAAAAGAAGAAAAGGAAAUUUAAAAAACAAGUUAAUUUACAGAGAGCUUUCCACUUUGUGUCCCUUUUGGAACCUUAACAAUGGGGAUUAAGCUUCAAGUUAUUCUAGGAAUGUUUCAGUUCGUCUUGGUUACCAGAAUGCCCACGUCUUAUGCCAAGCUGGCUCACUGGCAGCCCGCCGAAAAUCACAGAUCCAGAGAAGUGCUAAAAUGGCUGGAGGUGUACAGUCUGAGUGGGUGCCAGCCCCGGGAGACCCUGGUGGAGGUGUGGAGGGAGUUCCCGCGGGAGACCCAGCACCUCUUCCUGCCCUCCUGCGUCGCCCUGCGUCGCUGUGGGGGCUGCUGCUCGGACGAGGCCCUGGAGUGUGUGCCCUCGCACACCUACACACUCACCGUGGAGCUGAUGAAGACCACCUACCUGAAGCAUGAGCUGGUGCAGAUGCCUUUCACCGAGCACAGCCAGUGUGAGUGCAGACUAAAAAAAGAGCUUCAGCUAGUGCCUGUAAGGCAGGAACAAAGCCCCGUGAGGAAAGGGAGACAGAGGGAGGGAGGCAAAUCCAAACGAAAGAAAAGUGGAAAAAUCAAACCAUCCGGUCUCCCUCCACCCACCCCUGGGCCAAACUGCCCCCCGUGUCCUGGGCGAAGGAGGGUGCUGGACCCCGAGUCGUGUCAGUGUCGCUGCAGCCUGACCCACGACAGCUGCAAACAGAGAGGGAGGCACCUCAACCCGCAAAGCUGCAGAUGUGAGGCAAUAAGGCGGUGAUGAGCUGAACUCACUCUCCCUCUUGCCAACGUGAUUGAUUGGAGAAGGCAAAGGGACGUUUUUUUUCUGUGACGGAGAGGAGAAUCAGUGAUGAGGGAGGGGACUGAUGAGCAGGCGGAUAGGGGAAGGAGGGUCUGUGCCCAAACAAAAACACUCGCGUCCCUUUAGCCCCCUCACCUCCAAAACGUCAUCCACAAGUAGUCUUACGUAAAUAUAUAUGUGUAUAUUAUCCACUGUCAUCACAAAGCUUUUGAGCAUUUUGCUGCUAGACUGGGCUGUAUCAGGCGUGAUGCCAUAAGUAAGAUGGAGGAUCUUUCGCCAUAAGUAAGUGGAAGGACCAGAAGAGAUGCAAUAAAGGUAUUUUGGAGGGUGGAACCACAGGAUUAUGCCAGUAGACUGCAUACAUAAAGGACUGUGAGGAGGGACUUGUGUCACGCCAUGUAUUUUCCUGGAAGAACCUGUCCGUAUCCCAUUCGACCUUUGUGGAGCACUCUUGGCCCCUUUAAGGUACUGUGCACUGUCUGCCACUGGCUCCGACAAACUGGCCAACUGAAUCAUGGGACAUGGAGUUGAUUCAAUUUCGGGCAACUCUCCGAAGCUUUCCUGAUCCAUGAUCGCUGGGCUCUACUCCCACAUCUGCAGCCAUUAUUUGAACAAGGAUACCAACUGCGUCAUGAAGUCAGACGAGCAUGUGACGCAACCGUUGAGCCUAACUGGAAGGAGGUGUCAGUACUGAGAUUAUUAAAUGACACAUGAUGAUACUGUGAUAGACUAUGUAGCCUGCUGUAAUUAGUCAGACAAAUGUCAAAAAGAUAAAGAUUCCUCCUCCCAUUUAAGGCACUAAAAGCUGAGUCACAUGACCCUCUGUCCAAUCCCUCUGUAUGAUGAGGAAAUUAGUAUUAUCUAGUAUGUGGCCAUGGGGUUUGUGUAGACAUAGAGUGCACAGAUAUAUGGAGCUAAAAAACCCUGCUGUGGUUUGGACCAAUACCAGAACAGUCCUCUGUUCUGGGCUCUGCAGUAGUUUUGAAGGGUGAAGCACUAGGUCAGUAUGUGGAGGAAUUGGGGCUGGGCAGUGACAAAGGUGGGUGGCCUUCCAAAUAUUUUGACAAUUUUGUCUAGACCUGUUUAUGUUCAAAACACAGAUACAUUUGAGAAAUAUUUCCAGUGUGCCCCAAACUAUUUUUUUAUUCGAUAUUUUAAUGUUUUUAAAUGAACAUGUGCCUGUAGUAUAUCACUAUAUAAGUAAGACACAAACACACACACACACACACACACACACAGUUAUACAUUCGGAGCCACAGGCAUGUGCAGAAUAUAUCAUGAGGUCUAUUUUCACUGAAUCUUUGGUUUUAGGUGAACACAUUUCAAUGGGAGUCGGUGUGGUCUUCCCAUUAACAGCUGUACAAACCUGCAUGUGCUUUCUCUCAUCCUUUGUCUCUGCGUAUGAGUCCAUCAAAUGGGCACAAACUCUAUCAAUGAAUCUCCCAUUUGGGGUCUGUUGUUUGAAUUUGCUUAGUCUUUUCUCUUCCCUUGUGGCAGUGAAUGAGCUUUUAACUUCAGCUAAGCAGUGAGGGGAAUGCCAAUAAUGAGGAGGCCUGGCUGUUUUCCAUUGACAUACACACACACCACACACACAUACACACACACACACACACACACACACAAAUUCAUUCACUUAACUCACUGAGAUAUAUACACAAACACAUAUGUUCUGUUCUCCAUCUUUUAGGGACCAUUGACGUUGACCCAUAAACCUCUGUUAACUUCAGUAUAAACACAGUUGGGCACUUUAAUGCACCUUUUCUCUCUUAACGUUGGAAUGAAAGAUGUACUUUCAGGAUAUCUUGGAAACACUGUGACAUAAAGAAAGACAACACACAGGUAACCAUAAGCUUUUCUUGAUAUAAUUAUGACUGAAAAAAGGAAAAAUAUUUAAAUUUAUAUAAAUAUAUAUUCGCAAGAGUUUGGGUGAUUACAUAUUUUUUUAAUAUCAUUUUUAUGUUGCCUUUAAACUUUGUCAAAAACAAGCUUUGUUUUUUUAACUAUUGAAUGUUUUCUUUCUGAGUUUUAUUUUUGUGUGUGUACGUGUGUGUGUGUGUGUGUGUGUGUGUUUGUUAUGUUUUUGUUUGUCAUUAAUCCGUCUCCUUUAAGAAGCUCUCUGGGUGGCUGACCAUGUACACAAUAGGCGCCCAGAGAAUCUGUCAGCAUAUCUGCAUUGAAUUUAAACUGAGAGAAGGCCCUUGGUUUAGGAGCAAAGGAAAUCACAUUUGCGUUCUGUAUGACAUAACCUCCUAAUUGAUUUUAUCAGAGAUAUAAAGAAAUGUCCAUAAUUGACCCCACUAGAUAAAGUAACUGACGGCAAGUCAUUCUGUUCCUUUUGUGAGCCCACUCCUUGUCCCACCUUAUACACUGAAAUAACACUCAGUUUCCUUAUUUUUACAAGUAUUUGAAAAUUGCUUUGGUUUAAGGUGCUGUGACAUUUUCAACAGAAUUAAUCAGUGUUAAAAAAAACAAUCUCCAAAGAUGGCCAAAGUUUUUAUUGUGAGUACCGUGCCUUAGGAUAUCAUUAAAAUUUGAGGAAGAAGCAUUUUAAUGAAAUGUGCCACAUAUGUGUUUGAGAGGGAAAGUGAAGAAGAACAACACAUGAGAUGGUCAAAUACAUCUGCCGUGAAAUAUAUCAUUUUAAAAUGACCCCAUAGGGCAUUACCAAACAUGGCCUGCCCAGUGCAGCCCAUACAAUAAUAAUUUCCCUUUGAUCCUUCUGUUUGUGAGGGGCUGUAGAGUUAGCUACCUGAGUCUGAUAAGCAACUAUAAAGAUAAGAGCUCAUUCUGUCAUACAGCUCAUGACUAUGGUGGAAAUCUUAAGAUUGCAUUCUUUAACUGAUAAUUUGGGGUAGUAGCUAUCAAAGUUUCUUUGUAGAAACAUCACUCAGAUGACCACUCUGACCCACAAACACCAAUUUAAAAGAAUAUGCAUCAGUGAUAGAGUCCAUUAUAUAGAUUUGGGCUCUCUCAUACAAAAUGCACUUUUGUUAGCUGCUUUGGAUAACAGCGUCUGCCAAAUGACUUAAGAAUACAUUUAGACAAAUUUUGUUUAUGAACAUACUAUCACCAUUGCCACUAAACUACACUAGAAUGUUUUAUUAUACCUUUCAACAUACCUUAUUUACUGCCUAGUGGAUUGCCUGACCUAGGACAACUUUCAAUACUUAAACCCCCUGUAAUUCAUUUAUACAGCCACGUUUUACUGGAGCAAUAGAGAAACAAUAUCUUGCUCAAAGGUACAACGGUGGCCCUCCUGGGAUUCUAGUCCAUAUUGUUCACGUCCAAAGUCCAGUGUCCUAACGACCACUGCCCUCAUAUGCAACAUUUUGAGCUUCAGACUUUGGAGAUCACUCAGACCACUUAUUAAACGGAGGGGUAAUGAAUGUGUUCUACGCGUAUAGAAAAGAGGGCUGGAGAUUUGUUCUUUAAAAUGUAAAUGCUACCCAAGCACUGGGAGUUUUGUCAGUGGUGCUAUAAACUAGAAUUUAUAUCUAUAUGGAGAUGAGUUGUCAAAUUUUAUCCUCCCCCUGACAGAUGAAAUGUAAGAGGUGUCCUCAAACCUCGGUCUCAGUACUUAGAUGUGUUUCCUCAUAACCUCGCUAUAAUUAGCCAUAAUCCUUUUUUUGUCCCCUUCUUUCUGUCUUCUUUCAUUGAUCUCCUGUUUUGAGAUUCUCCAGUACAACCCUAGUGACCUCUCAUUAGCAGCUGUGUCUCCCUCUUAAGCUGUCACAGGCUUUCGUUUUAAUAGCUUCUGCUUUCUUCUCCCCUUGCCUCCUCUUCCCGCUCUUUACCAACCCUACACCCCCGCAGCCCCCACUCCCCAUUUUAUGACUCCCUAGCACCCCACCCCUCUCUUCAUUGCCAGAAUACACACAAGAUCAGGAGGCUUGCGGCAUAACCCACUUUCUCUUGCCGCAUCAUAAUUUAUUCAUCUGGCAAAAGUUCUAAUCCCAUUCCUGGACCAUUUAAGCAAUUGGGUUUUAGAGUUGGAUUUUAAGGCAGCAAGCACAGGGCCCCCAUCUGUGACUCGUAUCCACAGCCCUCUAAGUGUCGGGAGUUUCAAGCCUUAACUUUUUAGUGUUGGCAGGGGGGGGGGGGGGGUGAUGGUGACGGAGGGAUAGAAAGCGAGACACUGCUGAUUGCAGCUACAGCGUAGAGUAGCAUUCACUCUUGACAGCUGAAGAAAUGUGUGUUUUUAUACCAGUGUUGGGGUGGAUAAAAUGUCUAUUUAUUGUUAUUUAUCGCAUUUUACUCCUCCACAUGAGUACUUUGCUUACUUAGAAGUUUGUAACAUUUUUUUUUUUUUUUUAAGUUCAUUUCACUCACAUCGGACAAAUCAAAGCUUCACUGACGGGACAUUGCACAGGAUGUAUUGUAUGAGGCAUUCGGUCCAUUGUCCCCGGCUGAUCUAUAAAAGUUAAGUGUGAUAAAUCCACAUGCAAUAUUUGGGACAAGUACAAUGUGUACCCAGAUGGAAUUUACACACCGUUGUUGAGUACCUUUGAAAGUGCAGGAUGUGUUGACGCCGACUUUCUGUCUCCACAAAUAUGCUCAAUGUACAGCACACAUCUCAGUGGCACCGUCUGUAUGGAGCUUGAUCCGGCCGGCUAGUUACAGAAGACUUGUACUGAGCAAAAACAACACAGAGGAACUGUAGUGCGGGCUUAGUGAUAUGAACAUACUGCUUGCUCUCUGCUUCCCACACACACAAAAAACAUGAUUUAGCAUAGAAUAAAUCUAGCACCUAAUGACUUGUGUAUUAUCCAGUGACCUUAGGUAAAUUAAAGUUCUAUAUAAUGUGAGUCUUAUUACCACCCCAGAUUUAGAAGUGUUGAAUAGAACUGGUUUUAGAUUGUCUUGCUCAGUUUCAAUCAACCCCCAACUCCAAUCUAUAUAUUCAGUGUAUGUAUGCAUAUAAUGAUGAUAUGAUUAAUAUUACUGCUGCUACACCAUCUGUGCCCUAUUUGAUGUCUGUGCAAGUGUACAAAUUGUGUUUGUCAGUUAUGUUACAUUAUGAUGGUAUUAUUAAUCAUUUAAAUGUGAAUGUGACCAAGAAUAUUAUUGUUGUUGAUACAUGAGUAACAAGUGAUGUUAAUAUUAAACCAUGAUAUAAGGUUCAACAUAUUAUUAAAGGAAAUGGAUUAUUUUUGAAAA
This is a messenger RNA of Anguilla anguilla (European eel), 7110 nucleotides long. It is a transcript of the gene vegfba, whose product is annotated as vascular endothelial growth factor Ba. Gene Ontology annotation, biological process: positive regulation of mast cell chemotaxis; positive regulation of angiogenesis; vascular endothelial growth factor receptor signaling pathway. The transcript is spliced from 8 exons. Gene Ontology annotation, cellular component: membrane. The record is from RefSeq and is a predicted model, not a curated record. NCBI's taxonomy places the organism in Eukaryota, Metazoa, Chordata, Actinopteri, Anguilliformes, Anguillidae. The coding region runs from base 1231 to 1911 and encodes 226 amino acids. Gene Ontology annotation, molecular function: heparin binding; growth factor activity; vascular endothelial growth factor receptor binding.